AUGUCUUAUCGCUGUCCUUCUCUUACUAUCGUUCUUUCUUUUCUUUUUUUCUCUUUACUAUCUUCGCUUUAUAACUUCUAUAUCUCUAUCUUUUUUGCGCCCUCUUUUUUUAUUUUCCUCUUUUUUUUUCUUUCCCUGUCCCCUUUUAUUUUCUUUUUUUUCAUUAUUCAUGUUUCCAGUUCUAUAAUAUCGCUUUCUCACACUCUCUCUCUCUCUCUCUUUCUGCUUCCCUCCUUCAUUCCUCUUUCUCCUUUUUAUUUAUAUUUAUUUUCCAUUUCUUCUUCUUCUUCAUCAUCAUCAUCUUCUUCUUCUUCUUCAUCUUCUUCUUCUUCUUCUUCUUCUUCUUCUUCUUCUCUUUCUCUUGCACACACGCUGCUCUUUGCUUCUGUUUCUCCCUCUCUCACUUCUCUCUGUAAUUUUCUCUCUCUUCUACCCUCCCUCUAUACCUUCAAUAUAAUUCUUUUCCUUUUCUCUCUUUCUCUCUCUCUCUCUCUUUCUCUCUUUCUCACUCACGCACAAACACACACACUUUCUCUUUUCUGUACUGCCUCUCUUCUCCCAUACUUCUAUAAAUUCAAUAUCAUUCUUCUCUCUGUCUCUCUCUGUCUCUCUGUCGCUGUCUAUCUCUCUCUCUCUCUAUUUUCAUUGUUUUUUUACUUUCCUCCCUUUUUUUUAUUAUUGUUUCCACUUCGAUAUCAUUAUGUUUCUCCCUCACCCCCUCACUCGCUCCCUCGUUUUACAGUUUACCCUCCCAUCCAUCUCUUCUCUUUUUUGCUGUCUUUUUUUUUGUUUUGUUUUCUCCUUCUAUAUCCUAUACAUCUUUCUUUUUUCUGUGUUUUGGGGUUUUUCCUGCACUCCCCCCCUCUCUCUCUCUCUCUCUUCCUUCAUUCUCUCUUUAUUCCUCUUCUACUAUUAUUUGAUAACUCCGUCUCCCUGAACUUAAAUCAAUAG
Molecule: messenger RNA, 951 nt
Organism: Acanthosepion pharaonis
Lineage: Eukaryota; Metazoa; Mollusca; Cephalopoda; Sepiida; Sepiidae
Source: the annotation of a GenBank genome assembly